Molecule: messenger RNA, 795 nt
Organism: Aspergillus mulundensis
Lineage: Eukaryota; Fungi; Ascomycota; Eurotiomycetes; Eurotiales; Aspergillaceae
Exons: 1
Coding region: 1-795 (264 amino acids)
Source: RefSeq, a predicted model, not a curated record
AUGGCCGAUAGCCCAGCCGUGCAAGUGCUCGCCGUCCCAGACCCAGCCCUCCUCCAAACGCCCCCAUCGCGCUCUCCACUCCAAUCCCUCCAAGAUGGCCUGAUCCUGGAGCCUCUCCGAGACUGGUAUGGCAGCCUGAUCGACUACAAGCCAUCGCCGGCAAGCUGGGUCGUCACAAAAGUCGAGCACAUGAAGAACUUCCACUUCUCCGCAUUCAUGCACGAGUUCCUGCGGGUUACAGUGCAGAAUACGGCGGCGGAGAUCCCGCAAGACGAAAAACCCGCGUACGUUAUCUUGGAGCGCGACAGCCAGAACAGCGAUUGGGCGGCCGUUGGCUGGAGAUGGGUGCAGCCGCCCCGGCUGAGCGGCUGGUGGAUCGAGAGGUUGGUACUGGGAUACUUUGCCGGACCUACAACGGCGGAUUCGGAGCAAUCGGCGCACUGGAAGGCAAUCGGGUACUCGGGGUCGGAUUUCCUGUGCUCGAUUGUAUUUGCGGGCGGGGGCGUGCCGCUUCUAGAGUUCGCGGAUGAGCUGGUCCGGCUGAGCGAGAUGGUGCCCCGAUACUCUAUCCUCGCGGCUGGGAACUACUGGUACGCGCUGACGGUGUAUGAGGGGCUAAGGGAGAGAUGGGCAGGUUCAGAACACCGGGGUGAAUAUUACACGCACAGAGGGCGGUUUGCCGGGAUUCGCUGGGGCUCGCCGGUUCUGGCUGACUUGAGGGAGCAUCUACUGUGGAUAUUGGCCUUUGCUGGCCUUGUCAUUGUCCUGGCCGUCUUCUUGAACGGGCUGCUAUGA